Molecule: messenger RNA, 3857 nt
Organism: Tetranychus urticae (two-spotted spider mite)
Lineage: Eukaryota; Metazoa; Arthropoda; Arachnida; Trombidiformes; Tetranychidae
Product: E3 ubiquitin-protein ligase RNF115
Biological process (GO): ubiquitin-dependent protein catabolic process
Cellular component (GO): nucleus
Molecular function (GO): ubiquitin protein ligase activity
Source: RefSeq, a predicted model, not a curated record
UUAAAUAGUGAAAUAAAAUACUCAAUGUUUGUUUGAUUAAGAUGUUAAAUAUUUUAAUCUCUAUCUGUAGUUGAUCUCUGUACAUCUUGAAUACUUAUUUAGUAAUUUAUUCCUGUGACGAAGCAAACUCUUGAAUCAGUGUUUGUUGAAAAUUUAUCAUAUAAAAGUUGUACCUCUACUGGAUUUGAUAAAAAAAUCAUCUAAUUGCUCUUCACGGAUCUGUUUACCACUAUAUUGGUCAAUCAAGUUUUGGGUUUAUUGUUGUUAAUAAUUGUGACUUAAUUGUAGAUAUUGAAAAAAACACUGAUUGUGGAUUAUAUUCAUUCAAAUGGCGGAGAGUCUAAUAAAUAAUCUGCCUACUCGUUACUUUUGCCAUAAAUGUAACCAAGAAAUCAAUCCCGUAUUACCAGAAUUUAAAUGCCCAGGAUGUAGAGAAGGAUUUAUUGAAGAGUUAACCAGUGAUGCAAACCUAGACAUCAGUAGUGAUGAUUCUGAACACUUAGAAAAUUAUGAAAGGUUUGAGGAUACUCGAGCUGGAGAAAUUUUACGGGUUCUUCAAUUAUUUUCUGGGGAUCAACAAGCCAAUCAAAGAGGUAAUCGAGGGCGUGGAAUGUUUGAAAUGGCCAUACCUUAUCUUCAAAUUCUUCAUGGAAAUCCUGGUGAUUAUGCCUGGGGCUCACAAGGUCUUGAUACUAUCAUUACACAGCUCUUGAAUACGAUAGAAAAUAAUGGUCCUCCACCUAUGCCUAAAGAAGAAAUUGAAAAAUUGCCUACUGUUAACAUUUGUCAAGAUAAUGUGGAUAAAAAUCUUCAGUGUACAGUAUGCAUGGAGGACUAUAAAUUAGAUGAACCCGUUAGAGUGUUACCAUGUAAUCACGUUUACCACAAUGAUUGUAUUGUUCCAUGGUUAGAAAUGCAUGGAACAUGUCCUAUCUGUCGUAAGCUUCUGAACGAAAACCAACCGAGUCAACGUGAAAGUCGAAGCUCUCUUCAAAACAAUAAUCAACAAACAACAUCACAGCAACAACCGGUUAAUCAAAGAUCAUCAUCAAGUAGUAGCAACCAGACUAAUCAUCCUUCGGGUUACCGUGAUUUAUUGGAUUAUGAUUUACCAAGUUUAGAGGAUCUUUAUUCUGGAUUUAAUGAUUUUAAUCCUGCUCUAGAUUCAAAGGCUUUACAAUAUGAUGAAGAUUUCCAGCAAACCGUUCUUAAAAGUAGCUAUGGAAGGCGAGGUAACACUGGUUACAGGACAAGUGGAGCCUCGCGUAUGGGAACAGCUGGUUACAAUCGUGGUACUCUUUUAUCAUCUCGUCGUAAAUCAUCAGCCUCAAGCAUAAAUCAACAACAGCAAGCUCCAUCAACAGCACGUCCAAUGACAGCAGUUCGUGGUGCUGGUUAUACCUCAUACCAUAAAAGUCCAUCAGGAUCAGCUGUGUUUGAUCCAUUGAGUCAAUCUAAGUCAACAUCGUCUUCACCGUUUGUCAGUAAAGAUGAAAGUUCACCCCAAGCAAAGAUUAAAUUAUUAGAGAAGAAAGUUAAUGAUCUUUUGGAGGAAUCAAUUGAAGCAUCCUAUCGAGGUGAAUAUAAAUUGGCUCUGGACAAGGCUAAACAAGCAAUAACCAAGGAAAAGUCACUUUCAAGGCAAAAGGAGCAACUUGAUUCACCCUUGCAUCCAGUUGCGUCUGAGUUAACAUUUGCUGUUCUCUUCAAUCUUGGUAUUCAGUUCACUCGAAAUGAAAUGUUUUCAGAUGCUAUCAGUACCUUCACCAAAUUAACCAAAAGUUCAAGAACAUAUGUCAAUUCAGGUCGUCUUAAACUUAACAUUGGUACCAUUUUGUAUCGCCAAGGUAAUUAUCCUGAAGCGAUUAAAUUAUUUAGAAAAGCUUUGGAUCAAAUUCCGACUGAUCAAAGGCAUACAAGAAUGCGAGUUAUGCGAAACAUUGGUCUAUCGUCUGUUAAACUUAAUCAAUAUUCUGAUGCGAUAACAUCAUUUGGAUACAUAAUGUCUGAAAAGGGUGACUUUCGUGAUGCACUUCAUCUAAUUGUUUGCCAUUAUGCCAUUGGAGAUAAAGAGAACAUGAAGAAAGCAUUCCUCAAACUAUUGGAAACAUAUGAUGUUAACUUUUCCUCUGAUCGGUAUGAGAUGAUUACCGAUGACGAUGAUACACUGGCAACUCUAAUACUGGAAGCAAUCAAAGUAGAUUCACUUCGUAAAUGGGAACGAGAGCGUAAACAAGAGCGAGAUUGGUGUAUCUUGUUAGCCUCACAAUUAAUCUCUCCAGUAAUUGGGGAAACUUUCACUCAAGGCUAUGAAUGGUGUGUUGAUGCUAUUAGAUCAGCUGGUUGUGGGGACAUUGGUGAUGAUAUAGAGAUCAACAAAGCUGUGAAGCAUUUGAAGAGACGUGAAUUCACUGAAGCCAUUGGGACACUCAAGACGUUUGAGAAGAAGGAAGGAAAAGCAGCAUCAACAGCGGCAACUAAUUUAUCAUUUUUAUAUCUUUUACAAAAUGAGCUUGAAACUGCUGAUCGAUAUGCUGAUAUAGCGAUUGACACUGAUAGAUUCAAUUCCAGUGCUCUGGUAAACAAGGGCAAUUGCUGCAGCAAGUUAGGUGAUUAUGAACGAGCAAGUCAAUUCUAUAAGGAAGCUUUGGCCAAUGAAUCGUCCUGUAUUGAAGCUCUUUAUAAUCUAGCUCUGGCAAACAAGAAAUUAACUCGAUUUGAUGUAGCCUUAAACUGUCUUCUCAAGAUUAAUAGUAUCAUCCCUAACCAUCCAAAUGUCAUUUACCAAGUUGCUCACAUCUACGAGUUGAUGGGCAAUAAGGACUCUGCCAUGGAUUGGUUUCAACUAUUAAUAACAUUCGUACCGUCUGAUCCAACAAUCCUUAACCGUAUGAGUGAUAUUGCAGCUAAAGAAGCCGAUCAACAUUCAUCAUUUUCAUACAUUAAUGAUAGCUAUCGCUAUUUUCCGUCCCAUAUACCAACAAUCGAAAGGCUGGCUGGUUAUUAUAUUGAGACACAGGUUUAUGAAAAGGCAAUACGUUACUUAGAGAAAGCAGCUGCAGUUCAGCCUAAUCAAGUUAAAUGGUAUCUCUUGAUAGCUGUUUGUUACCGACGCAGUGGGAAUUACCAGCAAGCAUUACAAUGUUACAAAAUGAUUCAUCGUAAAUUUCCUGAUAACAUUGAAUGUGUCAAAUUCUUGGUCCGUAUUUGUAAUGAUCUGGGUUUACCUGAAUACAAUGAAUAUUCUGAGAAACUGAAAAAAAUGGAGAAAGCAAGAGAGUCCAGGGAACGUAAAUCACAAAGUGGCCGAUCUCAGAGAAGUGGCUCAAGAGCUUCCUCAACAAAUAGAACCUCGGCUGAGAGCUCAAGAGGAGACUCGGCAAGCAGCAAUAGUUCAGGCUAUGUCACAUCAGUUUCAAUGAACUCCAAGAAUGGAAGUAAAAAGAAAUCAAUUUUUGAUUUAAUUGAAAAUAAGGGCAAAUAUGAUGAUGCCUUUGCUCUUGACGAUGACACUCUAAAUGGAGCACUACAACGACCAACAACUUCUUGGAGGAAGAGGAAUGAAGAUGACGAAUUUACCAAUGAUGAAAUUGUAGACAUUUUACCUGAAUAACUAUUCAAUAUUCAUUGAAUAGCAGACAAAGAUACGCACCAACAAUGUCAACAGACUCAUAUAAUUCCAAUUGUUAAACUUGUUACACCACUCAAUCGAUUGAUAAUGUUUUGUUUUAAUCUGUCAAGGAAACAAGUUAUGUUGUUAUGACCAAACAUCUAUUGAAAUUAGUUGCUAUUAAUUGACAAUAGUUUUAACUAACUGCAGAACUACCUAAAUCAAUAAAAACUGUUAACAUCAUUAA